AUGUUGCUCCGUUGGCUGAUAAUCGCACUCGUUCACGGUGUCUGGGCUAACCUUGAGGACGGGCGGUGUGUGACGGCUGUCUACACGGCUUACAAGUACAUCUCGUUUGCUGGCGUUCCCACAAAAGGCAAAGACAUCUGGCUCUCGCAAUGCCGGAAUCCGCUCAAAGUCGCAUCGAUAUACGCUGCGUCCGAGAUAUAUUGCAAUGAGAGGGAACGAGCGACGGGCUUGACUCAACUGGCUGACCAGUGCCAAGAAUUUGGGAAUUUAGAGCUGCUCUCGAGAGAAGCCGUUGCGGAGAACAUAACAGAGGAUGCAAUAAGAAAUAUGAAAACGGUCGACUAUCAAGAGUUGUCCCGGAGCGAGCCAGCUGACGCCCCUAUCCUUCUUUCUGCGUCAUACUUUGACCUUAUGUUCAAUACGAUUGUGAGACUCUUUGUGCCUUUUUGGGAUAUAAUUGGUCUCAAGCUUAUCGACAUCCUAGGAAUCUUGGGAAUUCGAAACUUGGUCACAUCAUGCAUUCAGUUACGUCGGAUAUGCAUAUUGGGGUGGCAUACUGUCACUGGGGAUGGCCCAUCGCUUGACCGACACCACCGCCGACAACGCCGUGCAGAGCGCGCACUUGAAACUAAUGUGUACCCUCUCAUAAAGUUUUCAGAAAAUAUCCCGCUGGUGGGGACGUGUCUUCACUGGAUCCAGACUCAUCUGAUAAUUCCAGCCCCUUUGGCAACAACACAUGGUCGACGCCUGCUAGGCUUCACAUUCCCUACCAGAGUCGAGGCGCUUAUAGUCAUAGGAUUUUGGACAAUAAGCAUCGUAUUAAGUGUCAUGGGGUAUCGCACCUUUCCAGGAAAUAUCUACUGGCCUGAUAUCCCAAGCCAGAUUCUGCGCUACUCUGCAGAUCGCACUGGAAUCAUGGCGUUUGCGAAUCUGCCCCUUUUAUGGCUUUUUGGGGGUCGAAAUAAUAUCUUUCUGUGGGCUACCGGGUGGAGCUUUGCAUCGUUCAAUAUAUUCCAUCGACAUGUGGCCCGGGUGGCUACAGUACAGGCAGCAGUGCACUCCAUUCUGUAUGUUGUUAUGUUUAUUCAAACUGGCAAAGCUUGGAGAGGUCUCUCGAAAACCUAUGUCUUGUGGGGUAUUUUGGGCACAUUUGUCAUGAUUCUGCUUUUGAUCACCUCAUUGGAUCGAAUUCGCAUUGCGACAUAUGAGCUCUUCUUGAUUGCUCAUGUCGUGCUUUCGAUUAUCGCUCUGAUCGGCCACACGGUUGUGUUCGAAGGGAAUGAAUACUGGAAGUACCUGUGGCCCUCGGUAGCUUUAUGGGUCGUUGAUCGCUUCCUUCGAAUCGUGCGACUGUGCUACUGUAACCUUUACGUGAGUACUUCAAAUGGAAGAAUUGCAAGAGUGUCUAUGAGCCGCAUGGCUUACGACAAAGCGGCCGACGUGGUGCGGUUGGAGGUCACCCCAGGAAUGCCUUCUCUUCAACCAUUUCCGGGACAUUACUAUUAUUUAUACCAACCCUUUCGACUUACUGGGUGGGAGAGCCAUCCUUUUACCGUUGGAGCUUGGUCUUACGAAAUAGUGGACCGGGACCCAUUGGCACCGACAUCUAAGGGAAAGUCGAUGAAAUCGCAUGAUGUCUCGCAUGUGCCGCUACUUUCAGGCGGUCCUUCCGACCAGGAAUACCAGGGGAACUUAGAAAGUGCCUCAUCUGGCCAAGAAGCAUUGCCGAGGUUGAAGUUGACUUUCUGGGUCCGUCCGUAUGACGGUUGGACCAAACAGUUGCGCCAGCAAUGUCUGAGCUCUCCAAGCAAGACAACCGAAACAACCAUUCUUCUUGAAGGCCCGUAUGGAGAAACCUUUCCACUGUGGAGGUAUGAAUCAGUCUUGAUCAUCGUUGGUGGGACGGGAAUAGCGUCGGCAGUGCCUUACAUUCAAGAUCAUCUCCGCCGAUCUGUUAAAGACUGGGACGAAAGCCCCGAAAAUGAGAAGACACGAGUUAGGGAUAUGGAGCUAGUUUGGACCACAAAACAAGCAGCGUUCAUCCAAGAUAUCUCUCACCGGGAGCUGAAAGACGCCCUCGAACGAGAUGACUUCCGCGCCUCUUUCUACGCUACGCGUGAUUCCACCUCAUCCUCUGAAUGUUCUAACGAUUUUGGAUUCAAUGUUCAGUCAGGCCGACCCCAUCUUCAAUCCCUGAUCAUGAGCCGGGCCUGCGAUGCAUGCUCAGCUGGUAAUAGCCUUGCGAUUCUCGUAUGUGGGCCACCCAGAAUGGCGGAUGAAGCACGUGCCGCAACACAUCUUGCAAUGCGACAAGGCCACUGCUCAAUUAAAUUUGUGGAAGAGUCUUUUACGUGGUAG
Molecule: messenger RNA, 2358 nt
Organism: Penicillium coprophilum
Lineage: Eukaryota; Fungi; Ascomycota; Eurotiomycetes; Eurotiales; Aspergillaceae
Product: ferric reductase family protein
Exons: 7
Coding region: 1-2358 (785 amino acids)
Biological process (GO): iron ion transport; intracellular iron ion homeostasis; copper ion import
Cellular component (GO): plasma membrane
Molecular function (GO): ferric-chelate reductase activity
Source: RefSeq, a predicted model, not a curated record